AUACGUGAUAAUAUCUCCUCACGAAGGGAUCUAUUGAUGCGGUAGCGCAUUCGUGUUUUUGAUUUCCCUUUCGUCUUGAUUUCAAGAUCGCCCUCUAUCGGCAUGGCCUUGUCAGCUCUGCGGUUAACUGCAUCACGUUUGGCAUCUCCGAUCAACCACGCCCUCCCAUCAAACUGGUCACGUGCUCUGGUUGCUACGGCAACUGGCUGUAGAUGGAAUGGACGUCUCUUUUUCAGUACAAGCACAGCGACAAGGACCAGUUGGUCAACUAAUCCCGGUACGUACCGACCUUCCAAGAUCAUCACCAGGACAGCGCAGACACAAUCCGCCAUCACGACCGAUGAGGAGAUCGCCUCCAUAGCGAGAAAUGCCUCUGAGGAUUGGUUCGAGAUCACAUGGAAGGAUGGCUUCCAAGGUCAGUACCCUUACGUGUGGCUCCGGGACAACUGUCGGUGCGAGGAAUGCUACCAUCAGGUGUGCUACCAGAGGUCCUUCCUGAUGGCUAAUCUUGACCCGGAAGUGAAACCUGUACAGGAAGGACUCACGGAUGAUGGAAAAGUCUUGAAGAUAAAGUGGUCAGACGAUCACGAUAGUAUCUACCCAUCCGAAUGGCUGAAACUCCAUCGCUUUGAUGAGACGGACUUUGACGUCGUCCGUAAGAUCAAACCGGUUUCCUGGGGAUCUGAAUGGACCAUACCAUCUUACAGCUACGAGGACUUCAUCAACAACGAUAAGACGCUCUACGACUGGAUGGACAGCCUCGUGAAGUAUGGACUCGUCAUGAUCAAGUAUGCACCAGCGAGUGACGGGAUCUGCCAGAAAGUGUGCGACAGGGUCGGCUACGAGAGAUUCACCUGUUAUGGGUCUGAUUUUAGGGUUGAAAAUUUGUUUGAUUCGAGCAGUUUGGCUUUCACGACCAACGAGCUCGGAUUACAUGUGGAUUUACCGUACUACGAUUACAGGCCCGGGGUUCAGCUCCUUCACUGCAUUCGCCAAUGUGAGGUUGAGGGAGGAGACAGCCAGUUCGUGGAUGCAAAGCGAGUUGUUGAUAGGCUGAAAGCAGAAGACCCAGAAUCCUUUGAGACAUUGACCCAAGUCAAAUUGGACUUCCGGUUAAUCGGAAAGGACUUCAUCGAUACGCAUCUUCAACAGGCAAGACCAAUGAUAGAGCUCACAGAUGACGGUGAAUUCAAAGGGUUGGCAUACAACGACCAGGUGAGGUCGCCCUACAUCAAUAUUCCUGUUCGUCAGGUUAAAGGCGUCUAUAAGGCCCUAAAGAGAUUCCACACAGCUAUGUACAGAAAGGAUAAUUUCAUCAACUACAAGCUUAAAGAAGGAGAGGUAAUUACCUUUGACAACAACCGGGUAAUGCAUGGUCGCAGUGCCUAUACAGUGACCUUCAAAGAUGGCAAAGACAAGUCAAGGUUGCUUGAGGGCGCCUUCCUGGAUUGGGAUGAAAUUUAUUCGCGUAUUCGCCUUCUUGAUGAAGGAAUGAACGGAACACCAAGACUUUAAAGUAUAUCUGGACAUCUGGACUGUAAAAUUAUAUCUAGACUGUAUAUAUAAAAAAUAUCUGGACACUAUUUUUUUUUGGAAGAGCGAAGUGACGACAAGCUACAGAUGUGUAGCAGAUUGUCCUUAAUAGCCUGUGUCGAGUGUGGGGGAUAUUACAAUCAUAAAGUAAGCGCUGCCUGACCAUGAGCAAUAUGCCAGCGUUCUGUAUAUUCUUUGGCUUGUAAUUUUUCUGUAUCAGCUGGAGAUUUUGUUAUUAUUAUAUACUUGAAGCUGAAUGUGUAAUGUGUACAGACGAGGUAUUUUCGGAUAAGUCUAUAGCGGCGGGGGGGGGGAUAAUCAUUCCCUAAUCGGUUGCUGUACAGAAUUUAAAAGAACAAUGCGGGAAGGACAAGCCCCAUCCCCACGAAAAGUAGAUAAACCAUUGGAGACAAUAACUUUUCUUUAAUAUGCUUCCUUACGUUAGGCUGGUGACCCGCUUCCUGAUGCAUCCCUCAGGGGUGCGCUAUAGGACCUCACUUUUUCAAACUAUAUCACUGCUCAUCGGUCAAACUAGAAUUGUUCGUGUAACGGUUUGCAAAAAGAUGCAAAACUCUACCAGGCAUUGUCCAAUGAAAGUGACUCUGAUGAUCCGGGUUUGGCAUCUCUGUUACUUACUUAGACAGCUGGCAGCCGUCUGUUUCGAGAAGUUUUUUUGACAUUUUUUUAUUCUCCAACGAAGUUUAGCGGACUAACCAACAUAACAGAGACCGAAGCUUUUGAUCUAUUGUUUACUGUGACUGAUUAGAUCAGGUUGUGUGUUGUUUACAAAAUACAUUCUUUGUUCCUUCCUGUACUAACACCGUAUCGAUCCAAAGACAAUUUGUACAUGUCAUCGUUUCUCUUGCUCUGACAUAUCAAAUUUUCCAUUGUUUAUUUUAUCUAAUAUAUUUGUUAUAAAGUACGUUUUUCCGUUACCAUGAUGAAAUUAUCCUUGCCCAGACAAAGAGAUAGAGACACAAAUAAUCUUCAAGGGCGCUACGAGGGGGGAGGGGGCACCUGCUCCUAAGAUUUUCCAAGUAGUAAAUUAAAAAAUAAAGGCCUUGGAAACAAUUAUUAUGCCCUUUCUUAUUCUGUUAUUAUCCACCUCCCUAUAGUCUAACGUUCUAACAAACGAGAUAUUUAAAAAGGGGUUUCUUAAGAAAAGUAUUGGUAAAAAUUAAGGAAACAUAUUCUGUUCGAUAUGCUGGGUGAAAUAUGAGAUGGAAUUCGUAUUCCUUGUUCAGAAGCAAUUCGUUUAUACUCUACCGUGUUCUUUAUUUUUAUAUAAAUUUAUUUUUAGUUUUGAUUAGAGGUGCACGGUGCGGUGUCGAACGCACAAUAUGCCUCAUCUCCCUGGCCCAUUUUAAAUUUUGAUGUAAUAUUUCAGUUUUCAGUGUAACAACUAGUUUUCUUUUGGGUUAUUAUUGGCCAUGAAUUCACAGUGGUAUUCGGCAUGUAUUCCCCUUUGUAACUUUUGUACAAUGUGUUAAUCUUUGCCAAGUAAUAAUAUAAGAAUGGAAAUAAAUAAUUCCUAUUUUCCUAUGUA
Molecule: messenger RNA, 3079 nt
Organism: Lytechinus variegatus (green sea urchin)
Lineage: Eukaryota; Metazoa; Echinodermata; Echinoidea; Temnopleuroida; Toxopneustidae
Product: gamma-butyrobetaine dioxygenase-like
Exons: 8
Coding region: 103-1515 (470 amino acids)
Biological process (GO): carnitine biosynthetic process
Cellular component (GO): mitochondrion
Molecular function (GO): gamma-butyrobetaine dioxygenase activity
Source: RefSeq, a predicted model, not a curated record